UAAACAUAAUCAAAUUAGUUAAUGUAAAUACUGUUUCAAUAUCAACUUAUACUCGAUUAAUUUUGUAUCUGUUUUGUAUAGUAAUCAUUUGAUAAAAAUUCAGAAACUGCUAUUCUUUGUAUCAAUUUAAAAGAAGCAUGCUUCUCACGUGUUGUCAUAUUACAUCAUAAAGAGUAACGAACCAUGCUUUAUUUGAACUUAUCGUCUUCCCGGUAAUCUGCCUUCUUGAUUGACCUUUAAAGUGCUAUUUUUGUUGUUUAUUAUUUGGUAUUCAAUUUGGAAAUUAAUUUAAGCAAAUCAAACAAAACACCAUGAAGGAUGUAGAUAAUAAACAUCUAAAAACCUUCUUAGCUGGUGGUAUCGCGGGUAUGGCUUCAAAAACAACAGUAGCACCGUUGGACCGAGUCAAAAUACUCUUACAAGCUCAUAACACUCAUUAUAAACACAAUGGUGUAUUUAGUGGACUUCGAGACAUUGUCAGGCGAGAAAAAUUCUCAGGACUUUAUAGAGGAAAUGGAGCUCAAAUGGUGCGAGUUUUUCCCUAUGCAGCUGUUCAAUUUUUUACUUUUGAAAUUUAUAAGAAGCAUUUACUGACGACUUUUGGUAACAACCAUUUUUUGAAACUAUUUGCUGGUUCAGGUGCUGGUAUUACUGCAGUCAUCAUGACUUAUCCAUUAGAUUUAGUUCGAGCUCGUUUAUCUUUCUCAGUUGAAUUUGCCUCAGCAAACGGUGCUACUGCAGCUUCUGGAUACUUUUCAUCUCCUCCUGGUCUCAGAAUUUGGAGUUGUAUUAGAAAUAUAGUGCAAAAUGAAGGAGGAUUCGCAGCUUUGUACAGAGGAAUGACGCCAGCCCUUUUAGGGAUUGUACCAUAUUCUGGUCUCUAUUUUUAUACUUUCGAGGAGUUUAAACGUUUUGUUUUGGAACACUUUCCUCACUGGUGUGGAACAUAUGUUGAUGACAAAUUGUUGUUGAAUAUUCCAUCCAAACUUCUUUGCGGAGGUCUUUCAGGCGCUGUUUCCCAAUCAUUAUCAUACCCAUUAGAUGUGGCUCGACGAAGAAUGCAACUUAGCAUGAUGCAACCUGAAACUUAUAAAUACAGUAAAGGAGUUCUCUCUACGCUCAUAAUAACAUAUAAAGAACAUGGAAUAGUCAGUGGACUUUAUAGAGGCAUGUCUAUCAAUUAUCUGCGUGCUAUUCCAAUGGUUGCUGCUUCAUUUACCACUUAUGAAAUUAUAAAACAAUAUCUUGGAUUGGACACUAGUAUUAAUGCAUAAGAGUAGUUGAAUCACGACUCUAGGUCACUAGUCAAAUCGGUUAUUUAGUAACCAUUUCUGAUGCAUUUCACAAAGAAAUUAAUUUAAAAAUUUAUGUUGAUAAGUUACUUAAUAUUUCAUUAAAUUUUCAUUACAAUUAAGUA
Molecule: messenger RNA, 1417 nt
Organism: Tetranychus urticae (two-spotted spider mite)
Lineage: Eukaryota; Metazoa; Arthropoda; Arachnida; Trombidiformes; Tetranychidae
Product: mitochondrial coenzyme A transporter SLC25A16
Biological process (GO): transmembrane transport
Cellular component (GO): mitochondrial inner membrane
Source: RefSeq, a predicted model, not a curated record